AUGGCACUGUUGCUUUUCUCUCAAAUUGUAUCACUGCUUUAUACCUUACCGAUCAAUGGGGCCGCCGAAAGUAAGUCAUCAGUAGCAAUUGACGUCGCAAGUUGGGUACUGAAUUGCGUUUCUAGGAUGAUUCUCUCAGGCUUAUCUGGGAUUAUCUUGAUAGAAAUAUACGCUGCAGGCAUGCAACGGAUUUUUCAAAACACGAACAACCAAGUUGGAAAGGGGUUUGCCAUCCUGGGAAUCUACCUCUUCGUUGUCAACUAUUGUAAGGGCUCAAAUAAAAUUUACCACUUGGGCCUACUUGAUACUAAAGGUUCUCGGUUAGAUGGCAUGCUUAACAGCACCACCUGGCUCUAUGGAGCGGAGGUACUACCUGUUUCCGUUAGAAGCAAAGUGAUGGGCCUUGGUUCUGCCUCCCACUUUAUAGUUAAUGUUGGCAGUGUGCAACUCCUGUAUCCCGCUAACAUCCAUGAUUCGCUUCUGACACUUCAAUAUAGUUACUGA
This is a messenger RNA of Trichophyton rubrum CBS 118892, 504 nucleotides long. RefSeq lists its product as uncharacterized. The transcript has a single exon. NCBI's taxonomy places the organism in Eukaryota, Fungi, Ascomycota, Eurotiomycetes, Onygenales, Arthrodermataceae. The record is from RefSeq and is a predicted model, not a curated record. The coding region runs from base 1 to 504 and encodes 167 amino acids.